UUACCGGGAUCCAGUAGAAUUUUCAUCCGGGUUAUGUGGAAGACAAUAUGUUGACGCGAAAACUGAAAACAUGUCUCACAAUUGGCGUAAUUACACAAAAAAAAUAAAACUUUCGGACUCAAAAAAUACCAAUACAAUCGACACAUUUUUUAAAAAUGAAUCGCCAUCGAAUGCCGUUGAAACUCAUUCGGAGGUAAGCGAUAUUGGACAUGAAAGUGAAAGUAAAAAAUCGGCAGGUGAUGCACCUUCUUCUAACACUGUAGCAGAUAAUGAAACUGAAAUCACACAUUUAACAUCGUCCCCCGGCCCCAGUUCAGAAUUUCCCAUAAUUAAAUUUACCCAUGCAGCUUUAUUUUCAGACGAAACGCAACCAAAACGGGAUAGUCGUUUAUUCAAUUCUCAUGUUUACGAAUCCAGAUACCCAUGGCUAUACCACAGCCAAACUAAACAUGGGUUUAUGUGCAAAUAUUGUGAGCUGUUUGGAUCAAAUAGUGACCAAAACACUUCUUAUGUCACAACUGGUGCUGUGUUAGGGGACAAUCCCUCUAGGAGACUAGAAACACACAAUAAUAGUGAUAGACACUUGGCUUCAGUUGAAAAAUACUCAAACUUUCAAAGCCAACGCAGUGUUGUUAAAUUGCUCGCAACUGCAGCUGUAAAGCAGCAAACAGAUGCCAUAUCUCGAAAUAGAAGUUAUGUUAAGAAACUUUUCAAAACAGUUUUCUUUAUGGCCAAAAAGAAAUGGGCCCAAAUGAACAUGGCAGACUUGGUAAGAUUCAUGGGGGAUGUUUGUGACCCAGAAAUAAAAGACAUUGCUUCGGAGUCUGUCAAUUAUCUGUCCAGUACAUCAGUCACCGAGUUAAUAAACACACUAAGUGAAUUUAUGGAGAGAAAGGUUUUGGAAGAACUAAGGAAGGAAACGUUUACACUGUUGGCUGAUGAAAGUACUGAUUCCUGCAACAGAACCCAAUUUUCAUUGUUUGUCAGGUGGGUCAGUGCAAAGGGCCCCGUGGAGCACUACUUAGGCCUUAUAAACAUGGAUAAAGUAACCAGUUUAGCUCUUUUGACAGCUAAUGAAACAUUCUUCAGAGGUAAACAUCUACAGUUAGAGAAAGUAAGAUUCGUUGGACUGGAUGGUUGUAACACCAUGAACGGUGAAAAUAAAGGUCUACAAAGAAGAAUUCGACAUGAGAGUCCCCUUUCCAUUUAUGUGAAUUGCCGUAACCAUCGCAUAGCUUUGUGCUUCGUACAUCUGCUUAAGGAAAGUGAUCUUUUGAAGGAAGUUGAUGGUUUACUGAUUUCCAUAUGGAAACUGUUUCAAUAUUCUCCAAAGAAAGCAGCUGUCUUCCAGCAUAUGCAGGAGGUUUAUGGAGAAAGGCCAAUCAAGAUUGUCAGAGCUGCAACAACAAGGUGGUUGUCACAUCUUCGGGCAUGUGUUAGGUUCAUUAGUAGAUAUGAACAGCUGUUGGACACAUUUGACGCUCUCAUAGAAGACUCCAGAGAACCCGAAGUUCAGGGGAUCAGACAUUCAGCCACAAAUAGAGGCGUCAUUGCCAUGAUUCUUGUACUUGCUGAUGUGUUAAAGCCUGUGAACUAUCUGUCCCUUUACCUACAGCAAGACUGUGGCACAUUCACGGAGUUACCAGCUAGAGUAAAGAAGUGCACAGAUGAUCUGCAUGACAUAGUUCAUAACUACCAGAACAUGACUCUGAUGGGACUAGAAUUCGGUAAGUGUGAGGAGAUGUUUGACAUCAUUACAGAUAGGACUACUCUAGCUAGACGUGUGAGGGCUGGGGUCCAGAUGGAAGCAAUCAACCCAGAAGGAUUUUUGAGACUGUAUGGUGUGCCUUUGGUACUAGCUCUAGUAAAUGAGGUAGAGGAUGCCUUCAGCAACCACUCAGCCGUGCUAUCUGCCUUUAGUUUCCUGGAUCCAAGUCACCUGCCAGAAGAGGCAAAGGAUGUACAUGAUUAUGGAAAGAAGGAAAGGCUGUGACACACUGGGGAAGGUGUAUAUGCAUAUUGCCCAAGAUGACAUCAUGCAGGAAUCGUAUCCAACUGUACUCCAGCUUUACAAACUUGCCCUGUUGGUGCCACAAUCAACAGCAGUUGUAGAGAGAGGAUUCAGUGCCAUGAACGACAUGUGUACGGACUUAAGGUCACUAGGCCAGCAGACCCUGGAUUCACUUAUGAGAAUCAACCUCUACCAGGAGGAGCUGUUAGAAGAGGACUUGGAAUUAGUUGUUGAUCUGUUUAAGAACAAAAAGGAAAGAGAUAUGCCUCUGUAGGCUAGAUGUAGACUAAAGAAACGUUGCAAAAAAUGUGCUUGCUGACUGAUUGAUGUAUAUAAGACAUUGAAAUAAACAAUUUUUAUUUUUUCCCCAAAUAUGUCUCUUUCGUACUCUUUUUUCCCCUCUCAACCAGCGUCCAGCGUCUUCCCCUUUUUCUAAAAAAAA
Molecule: messenger RNA, 2453 nt
Organism: Dreissena polymorpha
Lineage: Eukaryota; Metazoa; Mollusca; Bivalvia; Myida; Dreissenidae
Product: E3 SUMO-protein ligase KIAA1586-like
Exons: 6
Coding region: 71-1993 (640 amino acids)
Source: RefSeq, a predicted model, not a curated record